GCUCCUCCAGCUGUGUCCAUGUCGGACCCGGAUGACUUUGCGGCCCUGGCGGGCUCCUGGAACUCAUCAGAUCUGAGUCUCUUUAAUCCAGCCAGUGUGGUGGUGCCAGUUAUCUUCUCUCUCAUCUUCUUGCUGGGAACAGUGGGGAACAGCCUUGUCCUGGCCGUGCUUCUGAGAAGUGGCCAACGCACUCACAAUACCACCAACCUCUUCAUCCUGAACCUCAGCGUGGCUGAUGUGUCCUUCUUCAUCAUCUUCUGCGUCCCAUUCCAGGCCACCAUCUACUCUCUGGAGGACUGGGUCUUUGGAGCAUUUAUGUGCAAAGCCGUUCACUUCUUCAUCUACCUGACCAUGUACGCCAGCAGCUUCACCUUGGCAGCAGUGUCUGUGGAUCGAUACCUGGCCAUCCGAUAUCCCCUACGUUCCCGGGAACUGAGGACUCCUUGCAAUGCUGUAGCCACCAUGGCCAUUAUAUGGGGCUUAUCUGUGGUCUUUGCUGGACCUUAUUUAAGUUACUACGACUUGAUGGAUUUUGAUACCAGCCACAUCUGCAUGCCAGGGUGGAAAGAGAGGACUCGUAAAAUUAUGGAUACUGGCACCUUCAUCGUGGGAUAUGUUAUUCCAGUGCUUAUUGUAAGUCUGUCUUACACCAGAACCAUUAAAUAUCUUUGGACUGCUGUAGACCCCUUAGAGGACAUGUCAGAGUCCAAAAAAGCCAAGAGAAAAGUUACCAAAAUGAUAAUUAUUGUGACUGUCCUCUUCUGCCUCUGUUGGCUUCCUCACCAUGUGGUGGUCAUGUGCUAUCUUUAUGGUGACUUUCCAUUCAACCAAGUUACCUAUGCCUUCCGCCUUCUCUCUCAUUGCAUGGCUUAUGCCAACUCUUGCCUCAAUCCAAUUGUCUAUGCUCUAGUGUCCAAACACUUCCGGAAAGGAUUCCAGAAAGUCUUCAGCUGUCUCUUAAGGAAGAAAGGACGGAACAAGGUGCAUGUGGUCAACGUGGCCCACGCCGAGCCUGGGUUUGAUGCUGCCUCAACCGAAGUGUCCCACAUCAAUGAAGACCACGGAAAGAGGGGCGUUCGCCAAACUUCUGGAAAUCAUUCAGACUCUUCUAGACCAUUAGGCACUCCAUGA
Molecule: messenger RNA, 1131 nt
Organism: Staurois parvus
Lineage: Eukaryota; Metazoa; Chordata; Amphibia; Anura; Ranidae
Source: the annotation of a GenBank genome assembly